Aureobasidium namibiae CBS 147.97 is the source of this 891-nucleotide messenger RNA. RefSeq lists its product as uncharacterized. The coding region runs from base 1 to 891 and encodes 296 amino acids. Lineage: Eukaryota; Fungi; Ascomycota; Dothideomycetes; Dothideales; Saccotheciaceae. The transcript has a single exon. The record is from RefSeq and is a predicted model, not a curated record.
AUGCAUACCUCGCUCAAUCUCUUUGCCCAACGUAUAAGUAAGCUCAGUAUCAGAUCAUCUCUACACACUGACAGUACCCUCUCUGCCGAUGAAGCAUCCAAAAACCCUCCACCGCCAAUACCGUACGGAACUCCAAAGCCCAGAGUCGAUCGAUCUGUCAUCUCACUACCCGUUCCAGGCAGUUUUGUGGAUCUCUAUAAGAAUGACGGGUCACCAAGAGAAGUCCAAACCAACCAGUCUAGUAUAAUAGCCAGAAGGAAACAGUCGGAGAUUCCUCUCUCAUGCCAUCCUCCAUUUGAACAGUCUUGGAUCGAGGUUCAGCCACUCCGUCCCCACUCUGUCAAAACCAGAACUGAUCUUAGACCUGAUCAUCAGCACAGCAGUAUCAAUGACCAAGGACCGGCGGACAAUGAUGCGUACAACAAGCCGUCUCGAGCAACAUCUAGCCCAUACAACGGUAUCCUCCUGCCAUCGCCACCAUUGCCGCCAUCAGCGCCUAUCUCGAGAACUUCUGAACGCAGAAAGAUGCCAUACACUAAGUCUCCAAGAGCGAGACUCCCAGCUACAACUCUGAGCAACAACGUCGAACAGCCCAUGGCUCCACUAACACCACGCCACCAUAAAGACCUCAUCCGUUGUUUUACCGACUCACCACGUUCAUCCGGAGCUGGCACAACUCCAGAACAAUCCCCUUCUGUCGACAAUUCCCCUAAUCGCAACUCUAUCCCACUCCCAGCUACUCUUCGUGAUCGUUGGGCCAACAGAAAAUCUUCACACGUCAUCUUGGCCGAUACUUCACUCCAGCUCAAAGUCUUCUCUGAGCUUGGUGUCGAGCUUGACGAAGUCUUGAGCUUAUACACUCCACGAGAGAUGUCGUAUUUUGGGCGCUAA